Messenger RNA from Myotis davidii, 1002 nucleotides. RefSeq names its product nicotinamide riboside kinase 2 (gene NMRK2). Bases 43 to 753 code for a protein of 236 amino acids. Gene Ontology annotation, cellular component: cytoplasm. NCBI's taxonomy places the organism in Eukaryota, Metazoa, Chordata, Mammalia, Chiroptera, Vespertilionidae. The record is from RefSeq and is a predicted model, not a curated record. The transcript has 7 exons.
CUCUGGGCUGCCCGGGCCUAUAAAGGUGCCAGGUUUUUCUCAAUGAAGCCGGGACGCAGCGCAGUGCAGCGUUGGACCCAGCGGAGUGCCCGGGAUUCAGCAGGCCGAGCGCGAUCCCCGCCGCCCCUCCGCGUGGAAAUGAAGUGCAUCGUGGGCAUCGGAGGCAUGACCAACGGCGGCAAGACCACACUGACCAACAACUUGCUCAAGGUGCUGCCCAACUGCUGCGUGAUCCACCAGGACGACUUUUUCAAGCCCGGGGUUCGGGCUCCUCUGUUUCAGCCCCAAGACCAAAUCGCCGUUGGGGAGGACGGCUUCAAGCAGUGGGAUGUUCUGGAGUCCCUGGACAUGGAGGCCAUGCUGAGCACCGUGCAGGCCUGGAUGAGCAACCCCCGGAAGUUCGCCCGCGCCCACGGGGUCAGCGUCCAGCCGGACGCCUUGGACACCCACAUCCUCAUCCUGGAGGGCUUCCUGCUGUACAGCUACAAGCCCCUGGUGGACUUAUACAGCCGACGGUACUUCCUGACCGUCCCCUACGAAGAGUGCAAGUGGAGGAGGAGUACUCGAAGCUACACGGUCCCCGAUCCCCCCGGCCUCUUUGAUGGCCACGUGUGGCCCAUGUACCAGAAGUAUAAGCAGGAGAUGGAAGCCAAUGGCGUGGAAGUAGUGUACCUGGAUGGCAUGAAGUCCCGGGAGGAGCUCUUCCACCAGGUCCGGGAGGACAUCCAGAACUCGCUCCUGAACCACUCCUAGUGGCUGGGGGAUGAGGGGGGGCCCGACCCCGGACUGGAGAGGCACACAUACAAUUCCGGCCACAGUACGGCCAGGCUGGCGGCGUCCCAGCCAGAUACCGCACGACCAUUUUCCUUGGUGGAUGUCUGUACAUAUGAGAGUGGAGGCCCCACUCACAGCCCAGCAUCUCAGGGCCCUGGGAUCCCGCCCUGAGAUGCCUCUGUAACCUCACAGCAGCUUAAGUAUUAAACCUGAUCCUAUUUUUUGUAA